AUGAUAUCAAACAACGUGAUUGAUGAAUUAUUUCUGAUAGGUUUACCACCUAAUACGACAGUGGGAGGAGCAGUGUACACGAGAUGGGGAAGAACUAAGUGUGGUGCUUCUUCUAAACUUCUUUAUGAAGGUUAUACUGCUGGUUCCUGGUAUGAACAUAAAGGUGGCGCUAGCAACUACAUCUGUCUCCCUCACGACCCACAGUGGGGCAAUUAUCAAGAUGGGUUCCAAAAUUCUGGCACAAAAAUUUACGGCACAGAGUACGAAAUGGGACACUAUUCCAAUGAUCCUUUCCAGAGGAUCAAUUUUGGAGGCAAGAAUUUCAAGGACCAUGAUGCUCCAUGUGCUGUUUGUUACACCCAAGGCCGCACCAGUCAUGUUAUGAUACCAGCUUGGAAGACAUGUCCUGCCGGGUGGACGCGAGAAUAUCAUGGCUACUUGGUUGCACAACAAAAUUCACAAUAUAGAACUGAAUUUGUCUGUCUUGAUGAGGCUCCAGAAGUAGUUGCAGGUGGUGUGGCUAACAAAAAUGGUGCUCUUUUCUAUGUGUCAGAAGCUUACUGUGGUCAUUCUCUCCCGUGUCCAAAAUAUGUUCAUGGAAGGGAGCUUACCUGUGUUGUGUGUUCCAAGUAA
This is a messenger RNA of Lingula anatina, 633 nucleotides long. RefSeq lists its product as uncharacterized. The record is from RefSeq and is a predicted model, not a curated record. Lineage: Eukaryota; Metazoa; Brachiopoda; Lingulata; Lingulida; Lingulidae.